GUGCUCUUAGGAAUCAAACGUAUUUCAUUACAUUUUUGCUGUAUCUUUGUUGUAUCAUUGAUAAAUAAACAUUUUCUCGUGGAACAUUGUAUCGUGCAUGUUUGCUUUGAACGUGCCUGAGAAAAUAUUUUGCGAUAGGAAAUUGGACAAACCACGCGGACGUAGUUACGUUCAAACACGUCGAAGCAUCACCCUCUGCAAGUUUGUUAGUUUUGUCUGGCAAGUGAUUUAAAAAAAAAAAAAUGUCAAGGAAAGGAAUGUUGACAAGAGGUAAGAGGAACAGAGGCAAUGCAAAGAAUCUGAAGAAUUAUUGGAAGAGGAUGAGAGAAGAGGGUCUUCUUCGUAAAAAGAAAAUUGAAAAUGUACCCAGUACGUCGGACACACAAACUGUAAAUGUACAGAAUUCAAGUACGGAAUCUGUACAAGUAAAUGAAGAUAUUUAUGAUUCUUCUCCAUUAUCUCCUCUGCAUACGGAACGCGUAUCGAAUGUAAAUAGAAACGGAAGUUCAUUUCAAUUGUCAGGCCGUCGAAUAGUCGACAUUUCAUAUUUUAUGAACAGUAUCCUUUCAAUUGGAGCACACGUACCUUUUUAUUGUACGAUCGCAGAUAUGUAUCCAAUUUCAGAAGCCCGCAACGGCUUUGUUAGUAUCAUAAAAUUAAAAUGCCGUAUAUGCGGUUUAAUUAAACAAGUUAAAACUGAUGAUACAUCAGAAAAAAAUGCGAAUAUCAACGCCGAUAUGGUAUCCGGAGUGAUAUCUACGAGUGGCGGAUAUUCGCAAUUAAAAAAAAUUUGUACCGCGAUAAAUUUGCCAAGCUUGUCAAAUAACACAUGGGCAAAAUAUCGUGGUAUUAUAUUGGAAACUUCUCAAGUAGAAGACAACGAUUGCUCGUCUUAAUGGACAAGAAGUUGAUCGCAGUGGUAUUCCUUGUAUUAUAUAAAAAGAUAUAAUAUAUAAAAAGAUAUUCUUAAUAGACACCGUACUGUUUUUGACCACUGUACGAAGUGUAAAGAUAGAGCGAGUAUUACUAUAAUGGUAAAGUAAAACUUGGCGAGAUGAAACGCGUAUCAAUAUUUUUCACGAUAUUGAAUUAGGAAUGCACAUCAUGCCCAGUUUGAUAUGGGACUUAGAUAAUAAUGUGGUCAAAUUAUAUAAUUAAUAUGUGGGAAAAUUCAUUGAUGGCAAAAGAGUUUAAUUUGUCUUACAUGGCUUGUAUCAAACUCGAUGCUACGUGGUAAAAGUCAAUGAAAAAUUGUCAAGUAAAGAUAUGGGCAUCUUUACUUUACAAUAUGUGAAUAAAUAAAAUUGAAUUUGCGAUUCGCGAAAGGAAAAUAAAAAUCUUUCAUAAAUAAAUUUCAAUAUAAUUCAAACUGUUGACUGCGAUUAUGGACCAAAAAUGCAGCUUGUCUUUAGGCACCCAUUUUAUGCUCUAAGAACUUGACAUAUGUUAAAGAACAAUUUUUAGAUUUGUUGAAAAAUUAAGAUCCCUUGAAAAUCGAACCUGAAAUUCCAUAGACAAAUUAUGCCGUUUUAAUGAAUUGAGCAGCGUCGGAAACAAUUGAAUAAUUGUUUUCGAUGUUUCGAACAAUAUAUAAAAAAAAAACAAUGUACAUAAAAAUUAAUAGUUAAAUCGGUACCGUUGCUUUAAGAAAAAUAAUAAUACCAGGUGGAGAAUUGAAAAAAAAAACCCAUUGGCAAUUAGACGAUUUUCCACUGACUACGGGUUCGAUGUUUGAGGCAAUGGUCUAAUAAUUCAUAAAAAAAA
This is a messenger RNA of Vespa mandarinia (Asian giant hornet), 1764 nucleotides long. RefSeq lists its product as uncharacterized. The record is from RefSeq and is a predicted model, not a curated record. NCBI's taxonomy places the organism in Eukaryota, Metazoa, Arthropoda, Insecta, Hymenoptera, Vespidae.